Molecule: messenger RNA, 1042 nt
Organism: Microplitis mediator
Lineage: Eukaryota; Metazoa; Arthropoda; Insecta; Hymenoptera; Braconidae
Exons: 3
Coding region: 82-423 (113 amino acids)
Source: RefSeq, a predicted model, not a curated record
AUAUAAUCAGUAGCAAUAUUAAUCCAAUUCACAGUCGUGAAUUAGCUUUACCGUGAGAAAGAAGUAAAUACUAAACGCAACAUGACCUCAGUAAAGUUCGCACUUAUUCUAUUCGUCGCUUGCAUCGCCUUUAUUGGGAUUGAAACGUCACCCAUCAACGGCGACUCUUGGAAACUUGGCUUUUGUGAUGAAAACGAGGUCUAUGAUUCCAUGCGGCGUGGGUGUGAAGAGCAUUGUGAUGAUCGCAACCCAACAUUCUGCUCUAAGUUUACGACAGUGUGCUGGUGCAAAAAAGGGUACAUUAGAGAUGAUUCGGAUACUUGCAUCAAAGUUGAAGAUUGUCCUAACGUAUCUGCAGACCUUGAGUUCUCCGAAACAAUCAUCGACACCUUCUACGUAUCAUAUGAAUGGAAAUUGGACUAACUAACGGACUGAUGAAAUACUAACGAAAAAAUAAACGAUCAUUUUGCAUGUUACCGUAUUCCUAUUAUUCUUCCCUCACUCAUUCAAACUCCAAAUUAGUCUAGUACUAAAACACUUCUGGGAUUAGGAAAACGCUAAUAGUCAAUCACGAGAAUAGGGAUACAGUAGUUGAUGAAACUGCCGCAAGGGUCGCUGGCUGCAGCACCCCUAUUGUCUUUUGCUUUCAAAGAUUCCUCCCACAUGGAUUCAACAGAGACAGAUGAUAUUCGAGGUUUUUGCAUCAAUCUAAUUCAUCCUCAUACCAAGAAGAACUUAUUUAUACUUUGAUAACAAUAUUAUUGAUAACACUAGGUAUCUACUACGAAAAAAAAAAAAUCUGUCUAUCGGUUGACCCUGCGGGCCAUCCCCAAAACUUCCCGCUGUUUUUGAGCUCCUUGAGCUCGAAAACAUUGUUGUGAGUACAUUUUCGAGCUCUUCGAGCUCGAAAAUACUAUUGUAUUCCAUUCUUUUCGAAAAAAAACCGUUUGUUGGAAUUUCUUUUGCCCACGAUAUCUCACGAACGACUGAACCAAUUGUGAUGGUUGAGGCGGCAAUCGACGUGUUUUAUUGAGUUCUAGAG